AUGAACAGGAUAGGACCAUCUGCGAGCACUCUAUGGAUUGCGGACAUUGAUGGCAGCAACAAACGCAGACUUCUUGGCAAUGAGUCGCAUUUUGAAUAUCACGCAUCGUUCUCGCCUGAUGGGAAAUGGGUUACAUUCACCACAGAACGAAAUGGUGAUGGCAACUCCGACCUUUACCGAAUUCGAACGAAUGGCUCAGACCUCCAGGAGCUGGUCGCAACGCCAUCUGUUGAAGAUGCGGCUGUGUUGUCGCCAGAUGGUAAUAUGCUGGCAUAUGUCUCAACAGCCAAUGGCUACAGGGCAAAUAUUUGGGUAAAGGCCUUGCGGACGAACACAACAAGAAGUCUGACCGACACCAAUUGCACAAGAGGCUGGUCAUGGAGUCCAGAUGGCCACUUUCACCCUACCUGGUCGCCGGAUGGACAGUGGGUCGCGUUCUCUUCGGAUCGCAACACUGCUUGGACAGGACAUGGCAACGGUACCGGAUGGGAGCAUACUCAAGAACUCUCAAUCUAUGCGAUUCGUCCCAAUGGCUCAGACUUUCGUCCAGUCACACAAAAGGCUGGAUACUGUUUAGGUUCUCCGGUCUUCUCUCCAGACGGCGAACGCAUCGUGUUCUACGAAAUGCCGAGAGAAUACACAUGGAAUGCACAUCGACCAGAAGACCUUAACAGCACCGUCAACCAGAUCGUGUCAGUAGACUUCGCGACCGGUCUAGAUCGCCGAGAAGAAACAUCGACUCAAACCCUCAAGAUCGCUCCGGGAUACGUUGGCAACAAUAGCGAAAUAGGCUACUUGGUCAAGGGUCCACUCGACGGCACGCAGGGUAUCCACUACACCUUGAACAAAAGCUCAAUCUGUGGUGAGAUGCGCUCUCCAGCCUGGAGCCCAGAUGGUAAGCAUGUUGUGUACGAGGUUAAUGACUGGACCAUUCGCUCCAUGGAAUCAGAAUUGUACAGCUGGGACCCGGAUUGGGAAUAUCGCUUCACCGACGUCUUCCCAGUGCUCUCGAACCAAGGCGUCUUUGCAAUGACUCAGAAACAGCUCGGAAAUUCCAGCAUUGUGAAGAUGAACCCCGAUGGUACAAACCUGACCAUGGUCUUCGAUAGCUAUGCCGCGAAUCAAGUCGAAUCCAGCCUCGUCAACCAGAGACCAGCAGGAGCCUUCCAACCAGAUUUCAGUCCGGACGGAGAAUGGGUAGCUUUCGGUCUCGGGCACUGGUUUCAAGAGCGCGCUCAUGGAGGAGGCUGGAUCUACCGCGCAAAGGCCGACGGCAGCUACUUCGGGCAACUCACGUUCGGGGCUCUGAACUCUGAUUUCCCGUCCUAUUCUCACGACGGCAAGAAGCUGAUCUGCACGAUCGCACCCGAUGGUUCGGAUCUCAAAGUUUUGACUUCUUCCGGGGCGAAUGAUGCUCAUGCGGUUUGGGCUCCUGAUGGGAACAUUUUGUGGUCGAGUGGGAUGUAUGGUUUCAGGGCGGAGUGUGCGACGUGUGAUGGUACUUUUCAGCCGUGCGGACAGAUUAUGUGGAUGGAUGGGGAGGGCAAUAAUAAGAGGAUGUUGACGGAUUCGAUUUGGGAGGAUAGUAUGCCCAUUUAUUUGCCGAACUGCGUUUUGGAGAUGGAUCCUCUAAGGAGGAGGAAGAAAGAGGACGGCUUCCCAGUUUGA
This is a messenger RNA of Pseudocercospora fijiensis CIRAD86, 1668 nucleotides long. RefSeq lists its product as uncharacterized. The record is from RefSeq and is a predicted model, not a curated record. The transcript is spliced from 3 exons. Lineage: Eukaryota; Fungi; Ascomycota; Dothideomycetes; Mycosphaerellales; Mycosphaerellaceae. The coding region runs from base 1 to 1668 and encodes 555 amino acids.